Medioppia subpectinata is the source of this 2466-nucleotide messenger RNA. The record is from the annotation of a GenBank genome assembly. Lineage: Eukaryota; Metazoa; Arthropoda; Arachnida; Sarcoptiformes; Oppiidae.
AUGGGCUGUGACACAGGCCUCGGCCACCACCUGGCGCUGCGUCUCAAUGAACGCGGGUUUCGGGUCUACGCGACCGUCAUAUCCGAGUCCAGUGCCGGCGCACAGCAGUUGACAUCUAAUGCACGGUUUGCACACAAUAUGCAUGUCAUAGGAAUGGAUGUGACUAAACAUGAUCAAGUUCAAAAGGCAUGCGACUAUGUAAACUUACAUUUAAGUGAAAAUGGCCAUGGUGAUUGCUUGUGGGCGCUGGUCAACAACGCCGCUAUUGUUGACGAUAGCCUUGUCGAGUGGGGAACGCGUGAGAUCUAUGAACACGUAUUUGCCGUAAACAUGUUUGGUGUAAUACGAGUCACUCGCACUUUUUUGCCCCUUAUCCGCAAGUCAAAAGGUCGUAUAGUGAACGUGGUCAGUCCCGCGGGCCACAUAUCUCUGCCACUAUGCGUGUGGUACUCAAUGUCUAAACACGCAAUCAUAGCCUUCUCGGACACAUUACGCCGGGAAAUGCGGUCAUUUGGCGUACGGGUGGCCAUCAUAGAGCCCGGCGGGUUUAGCACCCAGGCUACCAACGAAACGCUCAGGCAUAACAAGUUGUGUCGCACGUGGCAACACACUAGCGACGAGGUGAAACAGGCUUAUGGUCCGAUAAAUGAGCAUGAUCUAAGAGCGAUGAUCAGGGCCAGCAUCGGUAUGUUUCAGCUGAGUACAAAUUUCGAUAUCGCCACCAACGAUAUGAUCGACGCCAUACAGAGCGCUGAGCCCCGGCUCAUGUAUAAACCGACCGAAAGCCUCCUGGUUAAAAUAAUAGUGAUAAUCAUGGAGUGGAUGCCAUCGGGGUGUGAUUAUAGACUGCACGAAUACCACAUUGAAUACAACGAAAACAGUCCACUAGUGGAGCGUCAAAUCAGUCGCCGUGCGUUUGACUUAUCCAUAUCGUCGGCCAUAAGCCGAUCGAUAGAGUGCUCAGAUGUAUGGAAAUACAGGCACCAUAACAAUAACAAUCGCGACAAACGUGGUCAAAAUAAAUAUGGUAACCCAAUCAGCGCUGGCAAUGUUACCAACACCACAGAAAGCACCGGGGCCGGUUGGGUAAUGGCCUCGUGCCUAUUGGUCAACGCGGCGCUGGGGGCGGGUCUACUUAACUACCCGGUGGCCUACGACCGGUUGGGCGGCGUUGGCAUAGCGACGGUCAUACAGUUGGUCAUGCUACUGAUACUGGGCUCGACCAUGUUGGUUCUGGUAUACUGUGCCGAUUUGAACGGGGUCAGCACCUACCAUGGUGUGUUGGAGAGUAUGUGCGGCCAUACGGUGCGGCAAAUGUCGGCCGCGUCGAUCAUGAUCACUUGUUUUGGCAUAUGUGUGACCUUCUUAAUUAUCAUCGGUGACCAGUUUGAUAGGCUGUUCGCCACCUUUUAUGGUCACGAGUUUUGUCGCACGUGGUAUUUAAACAGAAUGUUUACCAUUGUGUUUACCGCGAUGGUGACUAUAUGGCCAAUGUCCUAUUUUCGUAGGCUGGAUUUUUUAAAACACACUAAUCUGCUUGGAGUUUUUGCCACGUUCUACGUAAUCUUCCUAAACGUAUACGAGUACUACCGGCUGGACAUAGAGCCCGGGCCCAUACGUACGCGCCCGGAAAGUGCCAUGAGUUUCAUGGCUGCGCUACCAGUGGUGUGUUUUGCGUACCAAACCCACGAAAUAGUAGUGCCAGUUUACGCUUGCCUAUCCGUACGUAGCACAGGUCAAUUUGCCAAAAGUACCGGGCUGGCUCUGGCAGUGCUCUACGUGGUGUAUUGCCUGAGCGGUACGUAUGGCUAUUAUACGUUUGGCGGUACAGUAGCGCCAGAUGUGAUGCAAAUGUAUAACCCGUUGGAUCCGGUGGUUAGUGCGGGAAUUGCGGCACUUAUUAUCAAGAUGAUUACCACGUACCCGCCGGUGAUUUUUUGCGGCAGGGACACUUUUGUGGGACUGUUUUGCAAGGAACCAGAACCCAUACCCAUAGACCAACCAUACAAUUCCCGGGAAUAUUGGCUCAGGGUGGUCAUAACCAGCACGUGGAACAUGGUGGCCCUGGUACUGGCCCUUGUCAUACCCAACAUAACAAUUGCUAUCGGCUUUCUGGGCUCAUUGGCCGCGUGCAAUGUUUUUAUAUUUCCUGGUCUAUGUAUGACUGCUUUAGCCAAACUUAAUUUAGAGUCGGACCACGGUUAUCUGGCCACUCUACACCAUCAUCAAUCAACAUCAAAUGGUUUAGACAGUAGUAAGCCUACUGGACUGGUCACCCGGUACUUAACCCGAGCGCUGUACGCGUACGGACAAGCCGCCCCUCCAGCUCCUAUUCGGUUCACUCCCGGAAGCGGAAGUAAACCAAUUAAGACCGAAUCGUUCGAUCAAACGUUUCCCAACGAAUCCCAACUGUUCGCUGCCUUAUGUCGCCGUCACGGCAUGUCUUGGCCCACAACCAUAUCGUAG